Myxocyprinus asiaticus (Chinese sucker) is the source of this 2068-nucleotide messenger RNA. Its product is annotated as sperm-associated antigen 6. Gene Ontology annotation, molecular function: microtubule binding. The transcript has 11 exons. Gene Ontology annotation, cellular component: sperm principal piece; microtubule cytoskeleton; axoneme. Bases 93 to 1616 code for a protein of 507 amino acids. NCBI's taxonomy places the organism in Eukaryota, Metazoa, Chordata, Actinopteri, Cypriniformes, Catostomidae. The record is from RefSeq and is a predicted model, not a curated record. Gene Ontology annotation, biological process: neuron projection extension; epithelial cilium movement involved in extracellular fluid movement; filopodium assembly.
UGUUUCCUAACGGGAGUUUAAACGUGUGCGUGUUUUUGUCGCACUUAUACUGCUUUUUGUCUUUUUUGUUCCUAUUGGGUAUACUGAUAACUAUGAGUCAGCGACAGGUUUUGCAAGUGUUUGAGACGUACCAAAAAGCAAGAACGCAAUUUGUGCAAACUGUAGCAGAGCUUGCAACAAGACCACAAAACAUUGAAACACUUCAAAAUGCUGGUGUAAUGUCCCUUUUGAGGCCUCUCCUUUUGGAUGCGGUCCCAACUAUUCAGCAGACAGCAGCUCUGGCUCUCGGAAGGCUUGCCAACUAUAACGAUGACCUGGCUGAGGCUGUAGUAAAGGGAGACAUUCUUCCUCAGCUUGUGUAUUCCCUGGCUGAGCAAAACCGAUUCUAUAAGAAAGCUGCUGCGUUUGUUCUUCGAGCUGUUGCUAAACACUCCCCUGAGCUGGCCCAGGCUGUGGUGGACUGUGGUGCACUGGAUGCUCUUGUUAUCUCCCUGGAGGAGUUUGACCCUGGGGUCAAAGAGGCAGCUGCUUGGGCACUGGGGAACAUUGCCAGACAUAAUGGACAACUGUCCCAAGCAGUUGUAGAUGCAGGAGUUGUGCCUCUACUCGUAUUAUGUAUCCAGGAGCCUGAGAUAGCCCUGAAGAGGGUUGCUGCUUCUACUCUGAGUGACAUAGCCAAGCACUCCCCAGAGCUAGCGCAAACAGUAGUGGACACCGGAGCCAUCGCCCACCUAGCACAGAUGAUCCUAAACCCGGACGCCAAAUUGAAGAGGCAGGUUUUUUCAGCUCUCAGCCAAAUCGCAAAGCAUUCCGUGGAUGUAGCAGAGAUGGUGGUGGAGGCUGAGAUAUUCCCUGCCGCACUAGCUUGUCUAAAGGACCCAGAUGAAUAUGUUCGGAAAAAUGUCACUACUCUUAUUCGGGAAAUCACAAAACAUACCCCUGAGCUGUCCCAGAUAAUAGUGAAUGUUGGGGGUGUUGCAGCUGUGGUUGACUACCUCGGGGACUCCAAGGGGAAUGCACGCCUGCCGGGGAUCAUGAUGCUGGGCUACGUGGCUGCACACUCCGAAAACCUUGCCAUGGCUGUGAUUGUGUCUAAAGGAGUGCCACAGUUGGCUAUUUGCUUAGAGGAAGAGCAAGAAGAUCAUAUCAAGGCAGCUACAGCUUGGGCAUUUGGGCAGAUUGGGCGACACACGCCUGAGCAUGCACGAGCUGUUGCUGUGGCCAAUGUGCUCCCCAAACUUCUCAAUAUCUAUUUGGACUCUGAAAGCUUAGAGGACCUGCAGGUCAAGGCAAAAAAGGCCUUGAAAAGCAUCCUUCAGAAGUGCACAUAUCUACCAGCAUUAGAGCCUCUUCUCUAUGAAGCUCCCAGUAACAUUGUUAAACAUGUCGUCUGCCAGUUCAGUAAGGUUCUUCCUCAUGAUAGUAAGGCACGGCGCUUGUUUGUUACCAGUGGGGGUCUGAAGAAAGUACAGGAAAUCAAAGCAGAACCUGGUUCUGCCAUUCAGGAAUACAUUAAUGCAAUCAACAGCUGCUACCCUGAAGAGAUUGUCAGGUACUAUUCCCCUGGUUACUCUGAUGCCUUGCUGGAAAGGAUUGAAAACUAUCAGCCAGUUUGAUCCAGUGCAACACUGCCUUUUCUGAAACACUAUGGAACUUAUCCCUUUUCUUAAUGAGAACUCUGAUGAAAGCAAUUAUCAAAUCUGAAAUAGCUGAUUUUGCUAAAUCUAUUCCAUUAAAAAUGCUUGUGUAUCAUAGAGGUCUUGUACAGUUUAGUGGUGGUAAAGCAUCAUUAUCAAUUCUGAUUUCUGCUGUUUUAGCUCAGACAUGAGUCAGCUGAGCCGUCAUAUAUUUUGAAAGACCUGCUCUUUAAUACACUUUUUUGCUGCAUAAAAAAACCUUUGUGUAUCCGGUUUACUGUUUUUCAGCUGUGGUAAGAAUAUACACUUACAUUGAAAUAAUUGCUACAAAUAUUUAUUUAAAAUGACUUUGCUGCCUCCAUUAUGCAUUUCUAUUGGUUUAUUAUAAAUUUAAGCUUACCCAGUUAAAUUUCUCAGACUAUUAAGACAGU